AGUGGAAAUGAGAAACAAAGGCAUGCUGCGGCUUAGCUAGCGUUCCAUAUAAAUGCCCAUCCUCACCUUCCAUUUCUCUCACACAGGACAGGAGAACCUUCCCUUCCCUAGCUUAUAAUUAAGCUCUUGUUGCUCUCUCUCCGGCAAGGCAAUCACGAGCUCUCCCAAACCCACCCAUGGCCAAUUUCCAAAUCACCCCAAGCCGUGUAACCGUUGACAACAACGAGUACAAUUUCAGCAACCUCUACUUGCUCCACGCCCCUUCGGGUCCUAGAAAGAACCAAGCCGAAGUGACAAGAUCGGAUGCUGAUACCGGUCUGGGCGUGAUAGCCGUCAACAACUGGGAGAUAUACGAUGGACUUGGCCCAGGCGCCGCCAUUGUUGCCCGUGCGCAAGGCCUGCACAUCCAUGCUGGUAACUGGAGCAAUGUCUUCAGCAUAGUGUUCGAGACUCCGAGGUUCAGUGGGUCAACCCUUGAGGUGAUGGGUACAUCCGUUGACAUUGGCGAGUUCGCCAUUGUUGGCGGGACAAAACAGUUUGCUAUGGCAAGAGGAGUCAUCUACAAAAAGUAUCUUCCGGAGCAAUCGACGAGUGAUGGUGGUAUCAUACAACUUACCAUCCGCGGAUUCUUCCCCGUGCUGAAACCGCAACCAUCGCCGCCGCCGCCGCCGCCGGUGAACCGUACGCGUGUCCUCAAGAUUGGGCCAUGUGGUGGGAAUGGAGGGGUAGUUUGGGACAUACCAGGCACACCGUCACCAACACGUCUAGAAAGUAUCACAAUAAGUUACGGCGGGGUUAUUGAUGGAAUUGAAUUUUCCUACAUUAACCAAUCUGGCCAGAGGUGCACUACAGGCCGUUGGUGUGGUAAAGGUGGAACGCGUACUCAACUGAUUAACCUUGGCCCAUCUGAGUUUGUGAAGGAAGUUUCAGGAACAAUUGGCGCUUAUCGCCACUACAACAACAUCAUUAGAACCCUUGCAAUUGUCACCAACGUCAGGACAUAUGGGCCUUUUGGGAACCAAUUGAAUGGAACCGCACCAUUCAGCAUCCCCGUGCAAAACAACAGCAGCAUUGUGGGUUUCUUUGCGCGCGGCCAGCAGUUUCUCGACGCGAUUGGCGUUUAUGUGCAAGAGACACAAUAAUUUUAGGUUCUGGUGUGUUGCUGAAAUAAUAAGGGGGAUCUUCUCUUGUGUGCUAGCUGAUGAUCCUUUGUACUUGUAAUGCUUUCUGUUAAAUUAUUUCCCUUCCGUACCCUUUGUCUUUUGAAUGCAAGCAGCAAUCCAGUGAAGCUUUGUUGGUUAUAAUAACUUAUACUAUGUGCUUAUUUGAAAUGAGAAAAAAGUUAUUGCGCAA
Molecule: messenger RNA, 1353 nt
Organism: Setaria italica (foxtail millet)
Lineage: Eukaryota; Viridiplantae; Streptophyta; Magnoliopsida; Poales; Poaceae
Exons: 4
Coding region: 177-1142 (321 amino acids)
Molecular function (GO): carbohydrate binding
Source: RefSeq, a predicted model, not a curated record